This is a messenger RNA of Andrographis paniculata, 1498 nucleotides long. RefSeq lists its product as uncharacterized. Gene Ontology annotation, molecular function: ubiquitin-protein transferase activity; zinc ion binding. NCBI's taxonomy places the organism in Eukaryota, Viridiplantae, Streptophyta, Magnoliopsida, Lamiales, Acanthaceae. The coding region runs from base 196 to 1119 and encodes 307 amino acids. The record is from RefSeq and is a predicted model, not a curated record. Gene Ontology annotation, biological process: protein ubiquitination. The transcript is spliced from 8 exons. Gene Ontology annotation, cellular component: membrane.
CAAAAGAGAAAGACUGUGUGAUACGCGUGAACGCUCUCUUACUUACAAAUCCAUCCUCGCACCGCACGCAGAUUUAUUGACCUCCAAAUUUUGCUUGGCCGGGCACCAAAUUCGCGAUUUUGUUUCCAAUUUUGUGUUCAUUCUUCAGGAAUUCUGGUGGUUCUAAUUGUUGAUUUGAAUUUUGUGUUGGUGUAAAUGGGUGAGCAUAUGGUGGUGAAAGUGAACCAGCAGCAAAAUUCAGAGGCUGUUGAGGCUAACAAUUCGGUUCCCCUUCCGGAAGGAAGUGCCCCGAGCGGGAAGAAGCCUGAAAUGGUGGGUUCAUCAUCAUCAAUGCCCUCUGAAGAUGGUAAAGUGGUGGUGGAUGUUGGGGGCGAAGAAGCCGACGAGAAUGCGCCCCUCAUAGGGAUGGGGGAGUGCCGCAUAUGCCAGGAGGAGGAUUCGAUUUCUAAUUUGGAGAGUCCUUGUGCUUGCAUGGGAAGUCUCAAGUAUGCUCACAGAAAAUGUGUUCAGCACUGGUGCAAUGAGAAGGGAGACAUUACUUGUGAGAUUUGUCAUCAGCCAUAUCAGUCUGGUUAUACUGCUCCUCCGCGCCCUCCACCCAACGACGCCACCAUUGAUAUUGGAAGCGUGUGGCAAAUAUCCGGUGCACCACUGGAUAUGAAUGAUCCUCACCUGCUAGCAAUUGCUGAGGCUGAGCGUCAAUUUUUCGAAGCCGGCUAUGAUGAUUACAAUGCUGCCAACAGCAGCGGUGCUGCCUUUUGCCGCUCAGCUGCUCUGAUUUUAAUGGCUCUUCUGCUACUGAGGCAUGCAGUGUCCAUCACCGACGAUGGGGAUGGAGAAGGAGAGGAAGACGCCUCAGCUUUCUUCUCGCUGUUCUUACUUCGAGCUCUCGGAUUCCUCUUGCCAUGCUACAUCAUGAUUUGGGCCAUUAGUAUCCUCCAACGCAGGAGGCAACGCCAGGAGGCAGCAGCUUUAGCGGCAACACAAUUCGCAAUUGUGGUUCAAUCUGCCCAAAACAGAGGACUCCUCGUCGCCUCAACUCCAGCAACAACUGCUCCUCCAGCUGCUUCCUCACAGACAGUCCCUUUGCAGGCUACUCCUCGACAAGAAACUGUCUGAUCGAACAAUUCCUGAAUCGCUUGUCUAACUUUUGUCUUCUUACAACUGUGCUGAAGAGUCUGUCAAGAUCGAAUUAAUACUGUCGAAAACUUCCCUUUUCUCCCUUUUAACGUUCUUUGCAUCCUAAAAACUUCACUCGUUAUGUGUGUAUAUGACUUUCAGGUCCUCAGACACGUUGCCGAGAUGUUAAGAGAUGUCACACUCUCAAGGCAAGCAUCCUCUUUAAAUUCCUGUCGCUAGUGUACUUAUAUGACGUGCUCCAUACUGUAUGACCGCGUAUUGCCAUCCAUUUUCAUACUUUAGUAAAAUUACCGUAAAUUUAGAAUCUGUUAUGUCUUAGCAGUGGAAUAAAUUGGUUUUCUCUACUGUUUUGUUUGUA